UCCCAAAAGCUUCCGCGGGUGAGAUCUGGGAGGUGUUGGCCAAACGUCUUAGUAUGUCUUCCUUGAUUGAAGGCCGCUGCGCCACCCGGACGACGCCCCGUCACAAAACGGCGACGCCAAAUAAUCCCGUCAGACUGAGUGCCCUGCCUGCGAGAGAUUGGUAUAAGAACCCAAUGACAGCAAACACCGGGUCAUUUAAAUUGUAUGUACAUCAAUGUAGGAACCUGUAGUUUGAUUUAUUGAAGCUGCUUCAUACCUGGGUAUCUCAACGAUCUUAACCUUCGCUCACCAUUCACAUCAGCCAACAUUGGAGGAUCCAGGACCACGACCAGGCAAGAAACGUUCCAUUACUAGAAAAGCUCGCCAUCAUGGCAACCGAAAGCGCUCGAACGCUCUUCUUCCCGGCCCCGGACCCCCCAACACCCCUCGCCCGCUACCGCAUCCUCUCCCCCAACGCCGCGAUCCGCGUCUCCCCCCUUCAGAUGGGCACAAUGUCCCUGGGAACGGCCUGGUCAGACGGCAUGGGCCCCGUCGAGAAGAACGCCGCCUUCAGCCUGCUGGACGCCUACCUCGACGCCGGCGGCAACUUCUUCGACUGCUCCAACGGCUACCAGCACGAACAAUCCGAGGCCUGGCUCGGCGAGUGGAUGGACGUCCGCGGCGUCCGGGACCGCUGCGUCGUCGCGACAAAGUUCUCGGCCGACUACCGCAUGCACGCCCUCGGUAAAGGCCGCUGCCCGAACGCGGGCGGGAACUCGCGCGCAUCGAUGCACAUGAGCCUCCGCGAUUCGCUGGCCAAGCUGCGCACCGAUUGGAUCGACGUCUUUUAUGUUCAGUGGUGGGAUUAUACCGCUUCCAUCGAGGAGGUCAUGGACGCGUUGCAUAACCUCGUCCAGCAAGGGAAAGUGCACUACCUCGGUAUAUCAAAUUGCCCUGCCUGGGUCGUCAGCGCGGCCAAUACGUACGCGCGCGCGCACGGCAAGACGCCAUUUUCCAUCUACCAGGGCUACUACAGCGUCAUCAUGCGCGACAUGGAGCGGGACAUCAUCCCGAUGGCGCGGCAGUUCGGCAUGGCCAUUGCGCCGUACGGCGCCGCGGGCAUGGGCAAGUUCAAGACACGGGAGAUGAUUGAGGCACGGCGGCGGAGCGACGACGAAGGGCAGGCGUUCCGGCACCUGGCGGACCAGACGGAGACGGAGAUGCGCGUGAGCAAAGCGCUGGCCGAGGUGGCGGAGGAAGUUGGCGUGUCGUCCAUCACGGCCGUGGCGCUGGCGUACGUCAUGGCAAAAGUGCCGUACGUGUUCCCCGUCGUCGGGGGCCGCAAGGUCGAGCAGAUGCUGGACAACAUCGACGCGCUCACGAUUCAGUUGUCAGAGGCGCAGAUUGCGUAUCUCGAGAGCGUGGAGAAGUGGGAGCCUGGGUGGCCGUACGACGUCAUGGGGUGGGAUCCUCAUGUGUCGGGGACGCCGGCACCGAUCAUUGCUGCUUCGGCCAAGGUUGAUUUCGUGAGGCGUCCGAAAGCUAUUGGGUAUUAUAGAUGAGGAGGCAUUUAUUUAGUUGCGUUGUAGGCUCGGUAUUGGGGGCGUUAUGGGGCGUUCCGGCAUGAUUCCGUCCAUUGACGGAGGCUUG
Colletotrichum godetiae is the source of this 1629-nucleotide messenger RNA. Its product is annotated as putative aryl-alcohol dehydrogenase. Bases 369 to 1541 code for a protein of 390 amino acids. Lineage: Eukaryota; Fungi; Ascomycota; Sordariomycetes; Glomerellales; Glomerellaceae. The record is from RefSeq and is a predicted model, not a curated record. The transcript has a single exon.